This is a messenger RNA of Pseudoliparis swirei, 2025 nucleotides long. It is a transcript of the gene nck1b, whose product is annotated as NCK adaptor protein 1b. The transcript has 5 exons. The record is from RefSeq and is a predicted model, not a curated record. Gene Ontology annotation, biological process: negative regulation of PERK-mediated unfolded protein response; positive regulation of endoplasmic reticulum stress-induced intrinsic apoptotic signaling pathway; negative regulation of endoplasmic reticulum stress-induced eIF2 alpha phosphorylation. Gene Ontology annotation, molecular function: ephrin receptor binding. NCBI's taxonomy places the organism in Eukaryota, Metazoa, Chordata, Actinopteri, Perciformes, Liparidae. Bases 252 to 1430 code for a protein of 392 amino acids.
AUGCUUUUGAUAUAGAAAUGCUAUUCCAACGGGGCACAUCGUCUCAUCGGCUAGGCUAGCUGGUCACGGUGGGGAAAAAAAAUAACUGGCCGCUCGCAGGGAUUCUCGUUAUCAUUUGCGUGACGCUCUCAGACAUUGAAUAUUUGUUAAAGGAGAGUAGAAGAGGUGGUCAUCAGCAAGCAGGUCUACAGAGAAGUAUCAGAGCCUUUGAAGUUGCAAGCUUUGAUGCAGUACAGUGUACUGAGUGCAAGAUGGCGGAAGAGGUGAUUGUCAUCGCCAAGUUCGACUACAUGGCCCAGCAGGACCAGGAGCUGGACAUAAAGAAAAACGAGCGCCUCUGGCUCCUCGACGACUCCAAAUCCUGGUGGAGGGUUCGAAAUGCCACCAACAAAACAGGCUUUGUGCCGUCCAACUAUGUGGAGAGGAAAAACAGUGCCAGGAAAGCUUCUAUUGUCAAGAAUCUCAAAGACACACUCGGAAUCGGGAAGGUGAAGAGCAGAAAGGGGGGCAUGCGAGACACGGCCUCCAACGCCGACACGGACACGGGUGCCGAUAACAGCGAGCGGCUGUACGACCUCAACCUGCCCGCGCUGGUCAAGUUCAGCUACACGGCGGAGCGCGAGGACGAGCUGUCUCUGGUGAAAGGCACGCGGGUCGUGGUGAUGGAGAAGUGCAGCGACGGCUGGUGGCGCGGCAGCUACAGCGGGCGGUCUGGCUGGUUCCCGUCCAACUACGUGACGGAGGACAUGGACGGGACGGCGGGCGGGGGCACCGGGGGCCUCGGGGACCCGGCCGGAUCGCUCUCGGAGAAGCUGGCGGCCGCGGUGCACGGCAGCACCAACGGGAGCCGCGUGCUGCACACGGUGCAGGCCCUCUACCCCUUCAGCUCGGGCAACGACGAGGAGCUGAACUUUGAAAAGGGCGAGGUGAUGGAGGUCGUGGAGAAGCCCGAGAACGACCCGGAGUGGUGGAAGUGUCGCAAGGCGGACGGACAACUGGGCUUGGUGCCGAAAAACUACGUCACCGUGCUGGACUCCGCCGCCCACAAGUCCGCAGCGGGGCCCGCCGGGCCGCCCACGCCCGACUGCGACUACAUCUCGCCCUCGAGCAUCGGGCGCUUCGCGGGGAAGGAGUGGUACUACGGGAAGGUGACGCGCCACCAGGCGGAGGUGGCCCUCAACCAGAGGGGCGUGGAGGGGGACUUCCUCAUCCGGGACAGCGAGUCCUCGCCAAACGACUUCUCCAUCUCCCUGAAGGCGCAGAGUAAGAACAAGCAUUUCAAAGUGCAGCUGAAGGAAAGCCUUUACUGCAUCGGACAGCGCAAGUUCAACUCCAUGGAGGAGCUGGUGGAACACUACAAAAAGGCCCCCAUCUUCACCAGUGAGCAGGGAGACAAACUGUACCUGGUCAAGGCUCUGGCUGCCUCCUGAUCCCUCUGACACACACACACACACCUAUACAUUAACUGCAUCCCUAUAUAAAUACACACAGAUACUUACGCCAGAACACAAACUAACAUUUAAACUCCGAGCCUGAGGACUUCAACACAUCAUCGGGACUUAAAUGCCCGAUUUGUGUGCAUUCCAAGAGGAGGUAUGGAACGAGGAUGGGAGACACGCAGGAAUGGAGGGGGAGACAAAGAGACGAUGGACUCCUGAGAGUUGACGACAGACUUCUUGUUCGCCUAUUUUAAAUUAUCCAGAUGUUAGGUCAUAGGCAAUGCCAUUUAUUUCCACCUUGAUAUCUAUUAGAGUUGCCUUUUUAGUUUCCUUUUUUGUUGUUGUUAAUAUAUAAUCUAAACGGUUUCUUUUUUUUAAUUUUUAAAUGUGACUUUUAACUGUAUCCAAUUCACAACAACCCCCCGUAUGAGGCAUCUUUCAGAUGUUCGCCAACUCGCCUACAGAGGUCGACAUUUCAACUCGUUCAUGUUGUCCGUCUUCAUCUUUCCUCUCUGACUGUGGACACGCUAAUCCACGACUUCUGCUAACUGCUAAUCAUGAAUAAAAACUAAGUGACCAAAAUAUA